AUGGAAAAUUCUCACACGAAGGAAACGAAAAUGCGGAAAUGCCAAUCCGAAGAUACGAUUCGAAUACCAAAGAUUCUCGACCCAGAAGUCGAACCACUAUUUUCCUUGCCGUCCGAUUUGAUGAGUCCUAAAAGAUGUAAGAGAAAAAGAGAAGAAUUAAUCAGAAUAAAAGGAAAGAUGCAAAAAUUCCAUGAAGGUUCUUACACCGCGAAACGUCUUCGUGAAGAGAAAUUUCGCAGAUUUAUGAUAGGUUUGAUAGUGAAACCAGAGUUGCCAGCAAAGGACAUAGAUUUGAGCGACGAUAGGGAUGUCAAUAGAUAUUAUUAUUACAUUUGCAACGGAGUUGAUACGAUUCAUACGGCGAGCAUCGAACAGAUCUUCGUCGAAGCUAUACUCGACCUGGUUCCCAGUAACUUGCGCAAUCAAUUCCCCGAUUUUGCCAAUAAUUUAAUGAUCGAAAUCAAAGAAGAUUUUAUAAAGAACAUGAAAAGAGCCAUCGUCGAAUUUGCACUCACUGACCCUUUUGAAGAGCUUGAUGAAAUUGGGGAGGAUCAGCAAUGUGUUCAGCCGGAUUUUCGGAGACACAUAGAACACUGUCGUGAAAUUUUACGUCUGGAUUUGUAUUUAAUAAAUCCAUGCAUGCGAAUGACUCUGGAUUGUUGGGUUCGCGAUUACAGCAAAUUCCGACUGAUCGAUUUAGAAUAUAUCGCUGCGCAUAAAGAAAGCUGGGAUUUAAUGAAUUUUCACACCUUAAUUGCACAUCAGAUUGUUGCCAAUAGACGGAUUCUGCGGAAAGACUGGUACAGCGGAAUUCAAGAGAUAUUUCUCGUGAACAAUAGGAAGAAACUAGUACCUAGCCCGUUACGUCGCAAGCAAUUUAAACGGUUCUUCGAUUGCACCGGCAAGUUGAUGGAGUCGCAUCUUUUAAAAGCUUGCAAGCACUCUCUGCGGGAUUUCAUUAAUUAUGUUGUAGACGGCAAGCCUGUAGCUUGCUGCUUUAAAGUAAGCAUUGCUAUCGUUUCCAAUGAGCUCGUUUUCGAGCCAUCCUUCGAUAAAUUUAAGGAAUUGCUUUGCGACAUUCUCAAAGCGAUAUGCAAUGCCGUGAGGAAUUUUGAAAGAUUGGAGACGCAACUCUACCUCGACUGGGCGGGACCUCGAGAAUUCCUCAAGCCGCAGAUAUCGCAGUACAUCGUUAAGCAGCUUGAGAGACAAAUAAAUCAGCUGAUCGAUCACGAAAAAAUAAUGCCUGAACAGAAGAUGGCAGAAUUGAAAAAAUACGCAUAUCUUUACAAUAAUGAAGAAUUUGAUCGGACGCAAGCUUUCUUACGAGAUGAAACUAAGAAACUAAAAGAAUAUGAGAUGAAAAUUAAGAAUUAUCACGAUCUUGCCGGAAGAAUCCCUAUCGAAGUUGAAAGAACAGUCUUCGCAGGAUUCUUUGAAGUUUCUCGUGCUCCUUUCGUUAGGACUGUUGUGGAGAACGUUGAACAUUAUAAAGGACUUUUAAUUAGUCAUCUUGUCGAUAAAUAUCAAAAUACAACGAAGAAUAUCAUAGCGGAAUAUGAAGCUAUCUCCGAACGAGCUCUGACUCCACCUCCCAAUACCGCGGCUUUGAUGGAACUCAUCAAGUUCAUACGAAUUACCAAUGACGUCACUAUAAAAAAACUGGAGCUGAAACUACUGAACGUGAUCGAGCAUAUCAUGUUUCUGUCGGAUUACUGGCUACUCACGGAAAAUGAAAUAAGAAACAAUAGUACAGCCUUCCAGUGGUAUCAUAAGAUACCUCAGAUUUUCGAGGAUAAUCGAAUAAUGGUCGAGAAUAAGACCCAAGAGUAUCAAGAUGCAUUGAAAGUGAGAUAUCAAAAGUUCGAAGAGGAGUUGGAUUCAUACACGAAACAAGUGGAAGAGGUCCAAUAUUGGGGCGACAUCGAUGAGGUACAUCGGUAUCAGCGUAAGACGCAACAUCUGGAAAAUCGACUGAUCAUGGCGAUGGAUAAGAUCGACAAAUUCAACGAGGAAGAGACUUCCUUUGGCUGGGAGAUCACGCAGUAUCCUCUGCGAAAACGAAUCGCCGACCGUCUGCAACCAUUUAAGAAGCUUUUCGAUACAAUCUGUGAGUUUCUGAACAAAUACGAUAAGUGGAUAAACAGCACAAUUGGCAUCUACAAUCCUGAAGAUAUCGAUAACGACGUGGGACAGUAUUACAGGACAAUUUACAAAUUAGAGAAGGCAUUCCAAGAACCGGACGUGCGGGAUUUGGCGGCCACGGUUCGCGAGAGGAUCGAGAAUUUCAAGGAUCGAAUGCCGGUGGUGAUGACUCUUGGCAAUCCGGGAAUGAAGUCACGGCAUUGGGAACAAAUCUCGGCGAUCGUGGGCAUUCCCAUCAAAUUCGAUCCUGAUCUAACCCUUGGCAAGGUUUUAGCAAUGGGACUGGAUGGUUAUAUCGCGCAAUUUGACAGCAUCUCUGAAGCUGCCACGAAAGAAAAUACUCUGGAAAUGGGUAUGGACAAAAUGCAUCGGGACUGGAUCGAUAUGGCUUUUACGGUAAAUCCUUACAAGGACACCGGCACCUAUGUUAUCGCCGGCGUCGACGAGAUACAACUCCUACUCGAUGAUCAUAUCACGAAGGCCGUCACCAUCAAGAACUCGCCAUACAUCAAGCCUUUCGAGAUCAGAAUAAUUAAAUGGGAGAAGACAUUGCAUCUGUUAGAAGACAUUCUGAAUCAAUGGUUGAAAGUACAGGGUACGUGGAUGUAUCUGGAACCAAUCUUCACUUCGCCGGACAUUCAACAACAGAUGCCAGAAGAAGGAAGAAAAUUCGCACAGGUCGACAAGAUAUGGCGGGACAUCAUGAAGAACGUCUACAACGAUUCUCAUGCUCUCGUCGUCGUUGAAAUCGACAAAAUGCUGGAGCGAUUGAAGAAAUGUUUCGGAUUAUUGGAGCUUAUUCAAAGAGGACUGAAUGAAUACUUAGAGAAAAAGAGACUAUUUUUCCCUAGAUUUUUCUUCCUUUCCAACGACGAGCUGCUGGAAAUUCUUUCCGAGACAAAGGAUCCUACGCGAGUGCAGCCACAUCUGAAAAAGUGUUUCGAGGGUAUAGCCCGAUUAAGGUUCAAUGAGGACCUCGAGAUAUUGGCGAUGCGAUCCACGGAAGGCGAGGAGGUCAAGAUUUUGAUAAUAAUAUCUACCUCCGCUGCCAGAGGACAGGUCGAGAAAUGGCUGAUCGAGCUAGAGACAGAGAUGCGGAAAAGUGUCUGUCAUAUGGUGCACCAAGCAAUUUUGGCAUAUCAUACCAAGAAGAGGACGGCAUGGGUCCUCGAAUGGCCCGGUCAAACUGUCCUUUGUGUGGGUCAGACAUAUUGGACGCAACAAGUCGAGGAGGCUAUGCUAGAAGGAGUGGACGGCUUGAAAAGGUACUUGGACCAGUGCCAGAAGGAACUGAACAAUAUCAUUCUGCUGAUCAGAGGCACUCUCUCCAAGCAGAAUCGCAUUACAUUAGAGGCUUUGGUUACUCUGGAUGUUCACAGCAAAGACGUUCUCGCGGAAUUAUACAAGGAGCAAGUAGUCAAAAAUACCGAUUUCAGGUGGUUGUGUCAGCUUAGAUACUACUGGAUGGAAGAUAACAUGUGGGCGUACAUGAUCAAUUCGUACAUACGUUAUGGUUGCGAGUAUCUCGGUAACACGUCUCGUUUGGUGAUCACUCCCUUGACGGAUCGAUGCUAUCGCACUCUCUUCGGCGCCCUGAGUCUUCAUUUGGGCGGUGCGCCUGAGGGACCGGCUGGUACUGGUAAAACAGAAACCACGAAGGAUCUAGCGAAAGCGGUAGCGAAGCAAUGCGUGGUCUUUAAUUGCUCCGAAGGCCUCGAUUACAUCGCACUGGGCAAGUUCUUUAAGGGUCUCGCCUCGUGUGGUGCCUGGUCUUGCUUCGACGAGUUCAAUCGCAUCGACCUGGAGGUCCUGUCUGUCGUAGCGCAGCAGAUCCUGACGAUCCAAUGCGCCAUCAACGCCGGCGCCGAGAAGAUGAUCUUCGAGGGUACCGAGAUCUAUCUCGACCCCACCUGCGCCAUCUUCAUCACCAUGAAUCCCGGCUAUGCUGGCAGAACUGAGCUACCUGACAAUCUCAAGGCUCUCUUUCGGCCCGUUGCAAUGAUGGUGCCUGAUUAUGCCCUUAUCGCGGAAAAUACUCUAUAUUCUUAUGGUUUCUAUAACGGCCGGCCCUUGGCCGUGAAGAUCGUUACCGCUUAUAAACUUUGUUCGGAGCAGCUCAGCAGUCAGCAUCACUAUGAUUACGGUAUGAGGGCCGUUAAGUCCGUGCUGAUCGCCGCUGGCAAUCUGAAACUUCGCUAUCCUGCAGAGUCCGAGGAUAUCUUAAUGCUACGAAGUAUUCUGGAUGUUAAUUUACCGAAGUUUUUGAUCCACGAUUUGCCGCUAUUCGAAGGAAUAGCCUCGGAUCUAUUUCCGGGUGUCGUACUACCAACGCCAGAUUACACGCACAUAAACACAUGCACGCGUGACGCUUGUGUCGCGGCAAAUCUGCAAUGCACGAAUUACUUCCUCGAGAAGAUCCAUCAGAUUUAUGAGAUGAUGAUCGUGCGCCAUGGCUUCAUGAUCGUCGGAUUGCCCUUCGCAGGCAAGACCUCGGCCUAUCGGAUGCUAGCUGACUGUCUCGGUCUUCUGGAGGACAGAGGAUUGAUGGACGAACAUCGCGUGGAGAUUACCGUUAUCAAUCCCAAGGCCAUUACGAUGGGACAGUUGUAUGGACAGUUCGAUCCCGCCUCGCACGAAUGGAGUGACGGUGUCCUGGCAGUGUCCUACCGCGCCUUUGCCACUUCUGUUAAUCUUAACAGAAAAUGGCUAGUGUUCGAUGGACCGGUAGAUGCUCUCUGGAUCGAGAACAUGAAUACCGUGCUGGACGACAAUAAGAAACUCUGCUUGACUUCCGGAGAAAUCAUCCUGCUCGCUCCCACGACAAACCUGAUUUUCGAGCCUAUGGAUCUGGAGGUUGCAUCGCCUGCCACGGUUUCUCGAUGCGGCAUGAUUUAUAUGGAACCAGUAAGUCUGGGCUGGACGCCACUUUUGAUCUCGUGGCUCAACACAUUACCGCCAUCAUUCACCGAGCACAUUCAAAGUCAUUUGAAGGAUAUGUAUCUACGAUUUUGCCCGCCUCUGUUACAUCUGAUUCGUCGUUGCGGUGCAAGAGAAAUGAUAACGAUGCCGGAUGCUAAUUUAACACGUUCCGUUAUGUACAUGUAUGAUUGUUUUCUCGACGAUUUUUACAAUGAGAAAUACAUGAACAUGCUUUCGGACUUGGACAUGAGAGCGCAAGUAGAGGGCGUCCUCUUCUUUUCGUGCAUCUGGGCAAUGGGAGUGACGUUAAUGGUUGAAUAUCGCGACUGGUUCAGCAUGCUCUUCAGGGCGUUAGUGGACCACGAAUUCCCGGAGGAAGUGCGGCAACGCUUCGGCAUCUCGCCGGAAAUUGGCAAUCCAAAGGAACCCUAUGUAGUGCCUUUACCAACCACCGGCUCGGUCUUUGAUUACAAAUACAUCAAGGAAGGUAGGGGUAGAUGGAAUCCUUGGUUGGAGGACUUGCAGGAUGUUCCACCGAUUCCUAGAGACAUGCCAGUUAAUCAAAUUAUCAUUUCAACGGUGGAGACCGUCCGUUACUUUCAUCUCUUCCAUUAUCUCGUUCGUCAUCAUAAGCCGGUCCUUUUGGUCGGACCAACUGGCACUGGAAAAUCCGUCUAUAUCAUGGAAUUCCUAUUAAAGAGAAACAAUCCUGAAAUCUUUAAGCCGCUUUUCGUGAUAUUUUCGGCACAGACGACAGCCAAUCAAACGCAGGAUAUCAUUAUGAGCAAGCUGGACCGAAGGAGGAAAGGUUUGUACGGUGCUCCUCCCGGGCAGCAUUGGGUGGUUUUCGUAGACGACGUAUCGAUGCCGCAAAGGGAAGAAUAUGGGGCUCAGCCGCCUAUCGAGCUCCUACGUCAAUGGCUGGAUCACUGGACCUGGUACGAUCGGAAGGAAGUAGUGCCCAUCAAACUCGUAGAUGUUCAGCUGAUGUGUGCGAUGGGACCGCCUGCGAGCGGACGUGACGUCACGCCAAGAUUUAAGCGACAUUUUGUCACUUUGGCGAUUCCCGAGUUCGAUGACGAUGUCUUGAUUACCAUUUUCGGCAGGAUCACUUCAUGGCAUUUCACUACACGUGGUUUCCCGGAAUUCUUUGAAUUAUCUGUGAAUCACAUAGUUGAUGGCACUCUUGACAUAUACAAGGAGAUCAGACAGACCCUUCUGCCGACUCCUGCCAAGUCGCAUUAUCUAUUUAAUCUACGUGAUUUUUCGCGUGUUAUUCAAGGUGUACUGCUCUCUGACCCCGAUGUCAUCACCGAUGUGAUUUCUCUGAAGCGUUUGUGGGUACACGAGGUGUUACGAGUCUAUGGAGAUCGUUUGGUCGAUGAGGCCGACAGUAAAUGGCUGGUGGAACAAAUUCGGAAGACUAUGAAGGAAUACAUGGAUGAAGAUAUGGAUCGAUUAUUCGAAGAUUUAGUAGAUGAGCGUCGCGCACAGGUGACGGAAGUGCAUCUGCGUAAUCUCGUUUACUGUGACUUUCACGAUCCGAUUGCCGAACGGAAAUUGUAUAUAGAAAUCCAAGAUUGGGAUACUCUCGCCGAAGCAGUGGAAGAAUAUCUCGCCGAGUAUAAUGAUAUCUCGAAAACUCCCAUGGACUUGGUGCUCUUCAGGUUCGCGAUAGAACAUCUCUCAAAAAUCUGUCGAGUGAUGAUGCAGUCGCGUAAUCACGCACUUUUGAUCGGUAUGGGCGGCUCCGGUCGACAGUCUCUGACGAAGCUGGCAGCUCAUAUCUCCGACUACGAGUUCUUCCAAGUACAGAUAUCUCAGCAAUACGGCAUGUUGGAGUGGCACGAGGACCUGAAGAAUAUCUUGCGCAAAAGUGCCGCGAGCGAUUUGCACACAGUCUUCCUCUUUAUGGACACGCAGAUCAAAGAGGAGGCUUUUCUAGAAGAUAUCAGCAAUCUCCUUAAUUCCGGGGAGGUGCCUAAUCUCUUUACGGCCGAUGAAAAGUCCGAAAUUUGCGAGAAAAUGCGCAUCAUCGAUCGGCAAAGAGAUAGAUCCCUACAAACAGACGGCAGUCCGGUAGCGCUCUUCAACUUCUUCGUGCAGACGGUGCGCGAAAACUUGCACGUGGUAGUGACGAUGUCGCCGAUCGGCGAUAAUUUUCGUACGCGGAUCCGCAAGUUUCCCGCGCUGGUGAACUGUUGCACCAUCGAUUGGCUGCAACCAUGGCCGAAGGACGCUUUAUUGGCGGUUGCGACACAGUUCCUCAGCGAAAUUGACAUGCCAGAAGACGAGCGUCACGCUUGCAUUGAGAUGUGCCAAUAUUUCCACAUGUCUACGCAAGACUUGACUAGGGACUACUUGAGAUUACUAAAUCGUCAUAAUUACGUCACGCCGACGUCCUAUCUCGAACUCAUCAACACGUUCAAAGAUCUUUUAGGCCGGAAGAGGAAAGAAGUAUUGGAGGGCAAGAGGCGAUACGAGGCCGGUCUUGGAAGGCUGGAUAACACGCGCAAAGAGGUCAGCAAAAUGCAGCAGAUCCUGGUAGCUCUGCAACCGAAGCUGCUAGUGGCUGCCAAGGACGUGGAAGGUAUGUUUCUCGAUGUGCAGCAACAAAACGAGGAGGCUAGCGCGAUGGAGCAAGUUGUUCAAAAGGAUGAGGAAGCUGCUAUGAUCGUUGCCGCGGAAGCCAAACAGAUUCGUGCCGAAUGCGACGCAGAUUUGCAGGAGGUGAUGCCAAUUCUAGAUGCGGCAAAUGCAGCUUUAAAUACUCUGACUCCACAAGACAUCCAGAUCGUUAAAUCCAUGAAGAGGCCACCGGCCGGUGUGCGAUUAGUCAUGGAAGCAGUUUGUAUAUUGAAGGAUGUGAAGCCAGAGAGAGUACAAGGUCCAGAAGGUCCAAUCGAUGAUUACUGGAAACCGUCACUUCGUAUUCUGGGUGAUAUACGGUUCCUAGAGUCCCUAUUAAAUUAUGAUAAGGACAAUAUCCCUGAGCGGAUUAUGACGAAGAUUCGUACGACAAUUUUGACGAAUCCCAACUUCGAUCCGGAACGAAUCAGACAGGUAUCGACCGCUUGCGAAGGUCUUUGUCGUUGGGUAUUUGCUCUUUCGGAGUAUGACGUAGUCGCCAAGGUAGUAGCGCCGAAGAGACAGGCUUUAGCUAAAGCUGAGGCCGACUAUUCCGCGGCAAUGGACCAGCUGAAGCUGAAGAGGAAUCAGCUGCAGGAAGUACGAGAUCGAUUGGCUAGAUUGGAGACUCUGCUGGCUCAACGAAAAGCAGAAUAUCAAGCAAUGACCGAUGAGGUGAAAGAGUGCGAAGAAAAGCUGAGAAGAGCCGAAGAGCUCAUCGGAGGCCUCGGUGGCGAAUACACCAGAUGGUCCGAGACUGCCAAAUUACUUGGAGAACGCUAUCACAAACUAACGGGCGAUAUUCUGAUCGGUUCCGGAGUAGUAGCCUAUCUUGGCGUCUUCACGAUGCAAUAUCGGCAGCGGCAGGUGGAGAAUUGGGUGAAGUUCUGCACCGAUCUGAAGGUUGUCUGCACACAAGACUUUCAACUCACGCAGGUGUUGGGCGAUCCAGUGCUAAUUCGCGCCUGGAAUAUAUUUGGUCUACCGAACGAUCUAUUUUCUAUCGAUAACGCCAUAAUCAUCACGAAUUCGCGUCGCUGGCCGCUGAUGAUCGAUCCGCAGGGUCAGGCAAACAAGUGGGUGAAGAAUAUGGAGAAGGCAUCAAAUUUGCAUGUCGUAAAACUUACACAGCCAGAUUACAUGAGAAUCCUGGAGAAUGCUGUACAAUUCGGACAUCCUGUGUUAUUGGAGAACAUAGACGAAGAAUUGGAUCCGGUUCUGGAACCAUUGCUUAUGAAGCAGACCUUUAAGUCCGGCGGCGCGAUAUGCAUCAAGAUCGGCGACAGCAUCAUUGAAUAUUCCGAUAAAUUUCGGUUUUACAUUACCACAAAAUUACGGAAUCCGCAUUAUUUACCGGAAAUAGUAGUGAAGGUAACUCUGCUGAACUUUAUGAUCACUCCAGUCGGCUUGGACGAUCAGCUUUUAGGCAUAGUUGUUGCGAAAGAAAGACCCGAAUUGGAAUCCGAGAAGAAUCAGCUGAUAGUUCAAGGAGCGGCUAAUAAAAAAAUGUUAAAGGAGAUAGAGAAUAAGAUUUUGGAAGUACUAUCCGCAGCCAAGGAGAAUAUCCUCGAGGAUGAAACGGCAAUUGGUGUGUUGAGUUCGUCGAAGAAUUUAGCCGAUGAGAUUCAAGCUAAACAAACUGCUGCCGAGAUAACCGAGCAGUCCAUUGAUGCAGCGAGAUUACAAUACACGCCGAUUGCAGUCUAUAGCACUGUUCUCUUCUUCACAAUUGUUGUGUUGGCGAAUAUCGACCCGAUGUAUCAGUACUCCCUCGCUUGGUUUGUCAAUCUCUUCAAGAACACGAUCGAGAACACACCACCAGUGGAGAACAUAAAACAACGUCUGAAGGACCUUACCAAAUGCUUUACCUAUUCCUUGUAUGUCAACAUAUGCCGCUCGCUGUUCGAGAAAGACAAGCUGCUUUUCUCGCUCUUGCUAUCCGUGAAUUUGCUGAACAAGCAGGGCCAACUCUCGAUGGCUCAAUGGAUGUUCCUGCUGACUGGCGGCAUCGGCCUCGAGAAUCCCUUUGCUAAUCCUACCGAAUGGUUACCUGCAAGGUCCUGGGAUGAAUUAUGUCGAUUGGAUGAUGUGCCAGGAUUCGCGGGAAUAAAAGAUUCAUAUACAAGAUAUAUCAACGAGUGGAAAAAGGUGUUUGAUCACAAGGAGCCUCAUAUGUUAUCUUUUCCUGCUCCUUGGAAUAAACUGACUAAUUUUGAAAAAAUGUUGGUGCUUCGUUGCAUUCGACCUGACAAAGUUGUACCGGCGGCGCAAUUAUUUGUUGAAGAGCAAUUAGGACAUGAGUACAUCGUGCCGCCGUCUUUCGACCUGGCGGCCUCCUUCGCUGAUUCGCACUCUUGCAUCCCGUUAAUAUUCGUCCUGACACCCGGCGCGGAUCCCAUGGCGAUUCUGUUAAAGUUCGCUGACGAUCAGGGAUUCGGUGCCAGCAGACUGUUCUCAUUGUCGCUAGGUCAAGGACAGGAGAUCAUCGCCGAGGGUCUCAUUGAUGAAGGCGUGAAAAACGGCACUUGGGUAGUGCUGCAAAACUGCCACGUUACUAAGACCUUUAUGCCCAUCUUGGAAAAAAUAUGUGAAAGCUUCACGAAGGAAACUGUGCAUCCUGACUUCCGGCUGUGGUUGACGAGUUACCCAGUUGGACAUUUUCCGAUUAGUGUCCUUCAGAACGGCGUGAAAAUGACGAACGAGCCUCCCAAAGGAUUACGCGCGAAUAUUUUGCGAUCUUUUCAUCAGGACCCGAUUUGCGAUCCCGAGUUUUUCGAUAAGUCAAAGCAACGGGAGAUCUUCAAACGAUUGCUUUUCUCGCUUUGCUUCUUUCACGCCAUCGUGCAGGAACGACGAAAAUUCGGACCGAUCGGUUGGAACAAUCAGUACGAAUUUAACGAGACAGAUUUGCGUAUUAGCGUUUUGCAGCUCAAGAUCCUUCUCAACCAAUACGAUGAUGUUCAAUUCACCGCGUUGAAGUACUUAACAGGUGAAUGCAAUUAUGGUGGCCGUGUGACCGACGAAUGGGACCGACGGACCUUGAACACGAUCCUAUCGCGAUUCUACUGUGAGGACGUGAUCGUGGUCGACCGGAAAUAUCUGUUCGAUCCCAGCGGCCUUUAUUACGUACCGACAGUCAGCGAGUAUAGUCAAUUCCUGGACUACGUGAGGGAAUUGCCAAUGACUACCACGCCCAGUGUCUUUGGCAUGCACGAGAAUGCCGACAUCAUCAAGGAUCAACAGGAGACCUACUUGAUGAUGACAUCCAUUCUGACCACUCAGGACACCGGUCAGGCGAAAACAGAUGCUGAGAAAUCGCCGGACGAGAUCGUUUACGAUGUCGCGUCCGACAUUCUGUCGAAGUUGCCGCAGGAUUUCGAUCUGGUGGCUGCUCUCGACAGGUAUCCCACGUUAUAUGGACAAAGUAUGAAUACUGUGUUAGUUCAAGAAAUGGGUAGAUUCAAUAUACUCCUACAGACUAUUAGGACCAGUCUUGUAAACAUCCAGAAAGCGAUCAAAGGCCUUAUAAUUAUGAAUCCUGAUCUUGAAGAAGUUUACUCAUCGAUUAUUAUCGGCAGAAUACCCAAGAUGUGGAUGACAAACUCUUAUCCUUCUUUGAAACCGCUUGGCAGCUACGUGUAUGAUUUUCUGAGAAGACUGAACUUUCUACAGACUUGGUAUGUGGAAGGUUCUCCAGUAUCCUUCUGGAUUUCUGGUUUUUACUUCACGCAAGCAUUCCUGACUGGCGCCCGUCAAAAUUAUGCAAGAAAAUAUUCCAUACCCAUUGAUUUAUUGAUUUAUGAUUUUUUUCCUUUGAAGAAGACCGUUUUUGAAAAACCACCAGACGAUGGAGUGUAUAUUUACGGAUUAUUUCUCGAUGGAGCUCGUUUUAAUAUGGCAACGAUGAAGCUCGAUGAAUCUUUUCCCAAAAUACUUUACGAUACUGUGCCAUAUAUCUGGUUAAUGCCAGUAACGAAAGACCAGGUACAGGAUGAGGAUACAUACACGUGUCCCGUUUAUAAGACCAGCGAGCGGAAAGGUGUCCUAUCAACUACCGGUCAUUCUACUAAUUUCGUCAUUGCAAUCUGGUUGCCAACAUCGCAUCCGCCGGAACAUUGGAUUCUGCGAGGUACCGCUAUGCUGUGCCAAUUGUCGGAAUAAUUUUAGGGUUGAUCCUGCUCAUUAUUUGUAAGUCGAGAAAGUUAUCGAAAGAUUGGGAAAUUUAAUGAA
Molecule: messenger RNA, 11922 nt
Organism: Camponotus floridanus (Florida carpenter ant)
Lineage: Eukaryota; Metazoa; Arthropoda; Insecta; Hymenoptera; Formicidae
Gene: Dhc36C
Product: dynein heavy chain 7, axonemal
Exons: 38
Coding region: 1-11853 (3950 amino acids)
Biological process (GO): microtubule-based movement
Cellular component (GO): dynein complex
Molecular function (GO): dynein light intermediate chain binding; ATP binding; dynein intermediate chain binding
Source: RefSeq, a predicted model, not a curated record